Eriocheir sinensis (Chinese mitten crab) is the source of this 5013-nucleotide messenger RNA. Its product is annotated as transcriptional regulator ovo-like. The record is from RefSeq and is a predicted model, not a curated record. Bases 450 to 3068 code for a protein of 872 amino acids. Gene Ontology annotation, biological process: epidermal cell differentiation; regulation of transcription by RNA polymerase II. Gene Ontology annotation, cellular component: nucleus. The transcript has 6 exons. NCBI's taxonomy places the organism in Eukaryota, Metazoa, Arthropoda, Malacostraca, Decapoda, Varunidae. Gene Ontology annotation, molecular function: DNA-binding transcription factor activity, RNA polymerase II-specific; RNA polymerase II cis-regulatory region sequence-specific DNA binding.
UCGUAUUAGAGUAGGAGCCUUAUUACUUGGACUAAGAAAUAAAUCGAAAUAUCAAAUAGAUGAACAGGUGGUGACAGCAGGCUUGGCGCAUGCGCGGGUGAGGCUUGGAGCUGGAGGUGCUGGCGGCGGCAACUUUCACUAUAUACUACACUCUCGCGGCUCACUUCUUGCGUAGCGUACAAGUCUGUGGGGCCGCACGCAGCCGCUCCAGUCCUCCCGCUGCUGGUGCUCUUGGUGCCUCUCGUGUUGGUGCUCCUCAGGACCUAAGUCGCUACUCGUCCCAGAACUGUCCGCCCGCACGACACAGUGAACUCGACUUGACUUGUUUGACCAUAGCUUUUGCGUCAAGCACUGAAAUGCAGUGAAUGACUUAAAUAAUUAUUAUAAGUCGCGUUACUUCUACGAGUUUCCGGAAUAAAAGUUUUUUGUGUUGUGUACAAACUUACAAAAUGCCGAAGAUCUUCUUAAUCAAAGACCGGCUGCAGCAGCAGCAGGCGAAGCUGUUGGAGGCGCAGAAAGCAGGAGCACCCCUCGAGGAUGAGCGCGGCCGUCAUGCAGACCUCAGCUCCUCCCCCUUCACAAGCAACCCCUCGACGCUGGACCUUCGGAGCGGCAGGUCCUCUCCGCGGGAGACUCUUAUGGACACGUCUCCGACUCCGUCUACGAUCGACCUCAGGAAAGACAACGUCGCCGCCCCAUGGAAGGAGGGGCGCCUCGAUCUCGCUCGUCUCGACCUGUCACGAGACUCUCCUCGCAGCCUAUCGCGGGAGAGUCGCCCCGACCUGUUAAGAGACAGUCGUCUUAGUUCUCCGCGGGAAAGCCGUCGCAACCUAUCCAGGGACAGCUGCCUGGACCUGCCCAUAGAAAGCCGUUUAAAUCUAUCAAGAGACAGCCGCCUUGAUUUAGCAGUAGACAGCCGGCUAAAUUUGUCAAGAGAAAACCACCUCAACCUGUCCAUUGGCAGCCGCCUCAGUCUACCCAGGGACAGCCGCCUCGACCUGUCACGGGACAGUCGGCUGGAAGUGACCCGCGAUGCCUCAGUCGACCUGGACAGAGAGAGCUCCCUGGAUUUACGACUCGGGGACAGGGGCACGGAGCGGGCCGGCAGCCCGGGCCGCCGCCCCCCGCGCUACUCCCCGCCGCGCCUGCUGGAUGACCACUCCUUCGACCAGCCGCUCUCCCUCACCGUCAGGGACAGAGAUGAUGACGGUGGUUACUGGCGAGAUGACGCCCAUGCCCGCAGCCCUUGCCCCCUGGACUCCCCAGCAGAACGCCCUCCCCGCGCCACCCUGCCGCCCAUCAGCCGCAUGCUGCCAAAGUCGACACUAUUGCUCCGCACCCGCUCGCCAGCGCUGCCCCCAGCAGACAUCCUGCUGCCCCCGCAGGAGGCGCCGCUGGACUGUCACGUACCGCGCCGCGCCGCCUCCCCUAGACUUCCACCCUUCUCUGACGUGCGGCGCCACAGGGCACCGUCCCCCAUGGACUACGACCACCGCCCAUCUCGCUACCACGACGACUCCAUCCUGCCCUACGACCUCACCACCCGCCGCGCCCGUUCCCCGCGCAGCGUGUCUCCUCAGUCGCUGCCGCCAGUCAUGGCCUCCAUGCACCUCACGCAAGCCACCAGUGCCGAGGACGGCGGCGGCCAGGGUAACGGCAGCGGGGCGCCUCCAAGUCAGCACGGCGGCAGCUCUAGCGGUGGCUAUGCCGAUACCUCUCAGACCUCGUUGUCUUUCUUUGGCUCACUGGGCAUCGGAGGAGACAAGGGCGGCAUGGGUGGUGCCGACGGAGGGGGCGGAGGUGGACAGACGCCCAGCGGAGGCCUCCUCAGCGUUGAGAGCACCUCCUUACCUCCACCGAUCCCAUUGCCUGUCGAGCCCCACGUUUAUUCCUUACCCGAGCACUGCCGCAGCAUUCCCCUCACCGCCAACGACACCUCUCAGGCGUUCCCGGCUCCUGCACACUUCAGAGAAAGACACCUUCACCUCCAACACCAACACCAGCUACAUCCACAUCACCAGCAGCAUCAGCCGCAGUCACAGCAUCAACAACAGCAGCCACAGCACCAUCAGACACUUCUACAGCCACAGCAAAUUCAGACUCAGCCUCCUCAGUCACAGUACACAGUGGCCCCGCCCUCCCCGUCACCUCUACCCGUCUCUCCCCCGCUGAGCUGCGCCCCGUCGCCCCUCACAUGCGGCACUACCAUCCUAAGAUCUCCUGAGGCGCAGACGCUUGAGCCCCUCACCACCCAAACACAGGUUCCUCUGGUUUCGUCGACUGACCUCCAGAGCGGGUGGUGCGAGCGGUCCCCCAUGUCCCCGCAAUACAUGCAAACCUCCUACCCGAGCCGCCCCUCCCCCGGCAGCACAUCCCUCCUGGACGCCUCCUCCCCGCCCCUCCACGACCUCCAGCGAGAGGUGCCACUACAGGUGAGGGUGUCCAUCUUGCAGCAGAGGCUUGGCCUCCCCGAAGACACUCCUCUCGAGUUCGUGAACGGCGGCCACGGCAUCAAGAACCCGCUGGCGCCGAAUCCCGAGAUGCCGCGCUCCGAGGGCCCGGAGAAGAUGCAGCAGCCUCCCGUCGUGGUGGAGGAAGAAAGCAGCAACAGCAAGUUCGUGUGUCGCGUGUGCUCCAAGGCGUUCAGCCUCCAGCGACUCCUUAACCGCCAUAUGAAGUGCCACUCUGAUGUCAAGCGUUACUUGUGCACUUUUUGUGGCAAAGGUUUCAACGACACCUUUGACCUCAAGCGCCACACUCGUACACAUACAGGUGUUCGUCCAUACAAGUGCAACCUCUGCGAGAAGUCCUUCACGCAGCGUUGCUCCCUCGAGUCCCACUGCCUGAAGGUGCACGGCGUCCAGCACAGCUACGCCUACAAGGAGCGUCGCUCAAAGGUGUACGUGUGUGAGGAGUGCGGCCACACCACGGGCGAGCCGGAGUGCCACUACAUGCACCUCAAGGACAACCACCCCUACAGCCCCGCGCUCCUCAAGUUCUACGAUAAGAGACACUUCAAGUUCAACAACUCCAACUUCACAAACGUCCUCCUCAUGAGUCAGACAUAGAGGGAUUUCUGUUCCGACUUGUCGCAAGUUUCCUAGACUUCAACAACAGUGGCAUUUGUUGGUUGUGCCUCCGCUCCCGCCGUCACGCGCGUCACACCGAUGGUUAUUCCUGCCAUCGUGACCUGGCGCCGAGCAGACCUGCCUGGCGGGAAAGAAGCAGGUUCAUAAAGGCCACACUCGUGCAAGGAGGCCACAUGUAUACCUUUGGCCAGUCCUGCCACUUAUUAAACACGCGUUCCUCUCCGCCUCUGGAGAUAAACAUAUCUUCAUGCUUUUUCUUUUUCUUUUUUCAAGAGAAACACGCAAGGCAUUAUAAGUUUAAUAAGUUAUGUGUAACUUCUUAAGCAACAUUUUUUUCUUUUAGUUUAGGAAUAGAUAUUAAGUUUAGCAAUGUGCUUCACCUCCGUGGAGGUGAUUCUUGUCAGUAGCUUUGUUCAGCAGGCUCUGCCUCAAGUGAUAGCAGGCUCGCUGAGACGUUUGCGGUGCACAGUUGAUUCACGAAAGUUGCAAUAUAGGUGUUAAGUUAUUGCUGAACCAAUGACUUCUUCAUAUAAUAUUUAGGUACAGCGUGAAUGAGUUUCCUUAUAAGUUAUCAUGGAAUUCAGAAUUUGCAGCAGAAAAACUGACUAGUAUUUUCAAAACAGCUUUCAGUCUGGUGUAGAAGUUUAUGAUCUCCAGUGUAACACGUGGGCAUUAAAUACGAUUGGUGCUCCAAGCCGUAAGUGAUACGUUUAUUUUAUGUUUGCAUAAAAUACCAACCAAUGAUAUUUACCUCAGAGCAGACACCUGCCGCCCACAUGUGGCAUUUGGAGCCCCGGAGUGGGACUGACCUCCCUCUUCUCGGUUCCACUAGUGACCCGACGCUGGCCUGCAGGUCAGCGCGGGUCACUUUUCAAGGUUGUGCAGCAUGGAGGCAGCGGCGGGCCCGGCGGUGCCCUCCAUGCGUGCGCGGUGGGCUCGCGGCGCUCUCGUGGUAUCUGCCGGUGAAGUACAAGGGUCUGGAGGGUGUAAAUAGCUGUAUAUAUGACGUUACUUUAAUUUUAUAUUUUUAUAAUUCUGCUGGGACUUUGACACUCGUCAGUGACAACACAAGAGGAGGGCCUCUCAUCCUCAAGGCCCUGCUGUCCGCUACACUCAUUACCCCAAUUCUUUCUUAAUUCUUUUGUUAUUCUGAGCAUUGAUUGAUAUUUAAAGUUUUCAUUACUGCCUAGAUUCGCUGUAGAUUUUGUGUAACCCAAGGAACAGCUGCAUCCGUCUUCCAAGCACAUCUGUGUCAAAUAGCAAUUCUUCGGCUUACGUCUGAGGGAGUGGAGUGAUUCAACGGGACUUAUAGUGCGUAGGAUCGUGAUCUUGUGAUGAUAUAGUUAGUGCAACUCAGCACGGUGAGAGACGCCCCCCCCCCCCCCACCCCCCUUCCACCUCGCUCCAGGCUUGCACGGAACCCGCCUCUCACGCUUAGUUGACGUCUCAUUGAAAGCUAAAAAGACGCUGGAAUCAACCAGAUUUUACAUUCGUCUUGGCACUUCUUCAAGUCGACCACUGCAAGCAUGGCCUCCGCUGGGCGUGCGGGCGGGCCGGGCCGGGCCGGGUGGCGCCCAUCACGCUGCUUCACUAGUACACGGGGUCCGGCGGGCGAGGCCGUGAGCGCCCGAGGCAGCAGCACUGUUGCCUUGGGGUCAUUUUCUUGCAUGGCACUUAGUGGCUGUCAGUCAUUUCUCAAGGUGAGCUUCUCGUGUCAUUUUCGCCUCUACGGGUUGCAGUUAUUGUUAGAAUCCUUUACUUAACCCUAUUUAUGGCCUAGGUCGUCAUCCUCACCCUCGGGUUUCUUGUUGAUUUCAGUCAUUACAAUAUAUAUUUUUUAGAUUUGUCUUUUGUGUCUGUUUACGUAUAUUCUCUAUUUUCUUUGUAUAUAUCUAUAUUAAGAUAAUAAAAUAUUUGAAACCAA